AUGUUACACAGAAAUAUCAUCUUCAAAGUGUUGUUUCUGUUUCUCGUAGCUCUUCUGGCCAGCUGCGAUGCCUUCAGACUGGGUUCGUCCCAGCGGGUCAUACCGCUCAGUCCUCCAGUGGCCCGUCUGUUCCAGGACGAAGGCCCAGCCCAGCCGCACUUCAUCCAGGAGUUAGUCAGAACCAAACGCCACUCAGCCCAAGAGUUAGUGCGAGCCCAGCCUCAUCUGGUUCACGACAUGGGCCGGCCAGAGAUACACGACACAUCCCGUUCCCAGGCCAAGAUGGAUAACUCCUCUCAGAUAAACCCGCCGUCGUCCGACGGUCAGCGUGCAGCCAGGACCCGCCCCGCCGUGGACGAAAACCUCGAUGUGGAGGACGAGAUGGAGCGUAUGGUUCAUCUGGCGGUUCCUCGGGACUCCACCGACCCGGAGAAGGAGCUCCUCGGUGGACCAGGAGCUGGUGAUGCCUCCCUGGAGGCCUCGGGCUUCUACGGCACAGACAUGGAGGACAGAGACAGAGGAGAGGAGGGAGGAGAGGACCGAGAGAGGAGAGGAGGAGAGGACGAGUGGGAGAGAGACACGGGGGAGGACAGAGAGAGGAGAGGGGGAGACACCAGAGGAGAGGAAGAGGAGAGAGGAGGAGGGACAGACGAUCAAGAUGUCCACGGUUUGGAUGCCAACCACACAACUCCGGAUCUGGACGCUCUGAUUGGAUACAGUCCGUCUUUCCAGCCCUCCAGCUCCAACCAGCCCGACGUCUCCCCCCCAGCUGAGGUGCACGAUUCUGGGCCGCAGGAGCAUCGUGCAUCCCCGGUCCUGG
Plectropomus leopardus (leopard coralgrouper) is the source of this 820-nucleotide messenger RNA. The record is from RefSeq and is a predicted model, not a curated record. NCBI's taxonomy places the organism in Eukaryota, Metazoa, Chordata, Actinopteri, Perciformes, Serranidae.